Messenger RNA from Aspergillus ruber CBS 135680, 321 nucleotides. RefSeq lists its product as uncharacterized. The record is from RefSeq and is a predicted model, not a curated record. Lineage: Eukaryota; Fungi; Ascomycota; Eurotiomycetes; Eurotiales; Aspergillaceae. Bases 1 to 321 code for a protein of 106 amino acids. The transcript has a single exon.
AUGUUGGAAUUUAUUCGAAGUGGUGCAAAUAAUUAUCGCAUUAACUUUGUUAUGAAUGUGCUUCCGCUACUAUUGGACAAUCCUACUUCGAACCCUACUCAUCAACAUCCGACCGCCAAAGACCAGCGCACGACUCAGACGCCAGACAGACACAAAAAACGUGCCCCGAAAUCAAAAGCUCAACCAUCGAACACCAAAACUCGAAAGAGUGUGCGCAUCCAAGAACGCCUAGAACGCCUUCAGAAGGAUUCGGAAAGGCCUACAUCACCCCCGCAGAGUCGCCGUCAGAACAGAAAGAGACAAGUUCGCCGGAGAUCAUGA